Molecule: messenger RNA, 1613 nt
Organism: Drosophila yakuba
Lineage: Eukaryota; Metazoa; Arthropoda; Insecta; Diptera; Drosophilidae
Product: antichymotrypsin-2
Exons: 3
Coding region: 260-1483 (407 amino acids)
Molecular function (GO): serine-type endopeptidase inhibitor activity
Source: RefSeq, a predicted model, not a curated record
AUCCAAAAACUGGAUAGAAUCUAUUGUUGCCUCUCGCAGUGAAUCUCUCAGGAAAUUUUGGAGCUCUCCGCCUCUCGAAUCGUGCCGUAUCUCUAAAGACCUUCAGUGCCGAGUUCUGACUUUGGCCGGACCUCUCCAAUCAAUGACCUCAAUGUCUCAAUAUAAUUAGAAUUUUCAUGAAUGAGCGCGUAGCCUAGUUGUGUGUAAGCCACUGGAUCAUUAGCAUUAGCAUUAGUCGAAGCUCGGCAUUUCCCAAAACAUGAUCCACUGGCGACUACUUUCCGCCCUGCUGCUGGGCCUGGCUAUAGCUUUACCGUUACCAGUCGACGGAGAGCUCUCGGCCAGAUCGCAAGUCAGUGUCUCGAAUCACCGCUUCGGCCUACGUCUAACUACCAAGUUGGGACUAACCCAGCCGGAUGCCAAUGUGGUGGUUUCCCCCUUGCUGAUUCAGGCGGCUCUCAGCCUGCUGUAUUCGAAGAGUUCCUUGGGACUCGAUAGCCCACUCCGCCAGGCUCUGGAGCUGACCAACGCCAGUCACCCGAAGCUGGCGGUGCAGGACUUCGAGACGCUAUUAUCGGACCUUAAGCAGUCGGCAGCUAUUGGUUGUCGCUUGAGAUUGCUGAGUGACCUCUACGCCCAGCAGCGCUUCACCUUCAACUUCCGCGAUGAAUUCGAGUCGUCGGCCGCCCGCUUGGGAGUCGGUUGCCACCGUUUGUCCUGGGAAAGUGCGUCGAACGCGGCCCAGGACAUCAACUACGCCUUUCUUAGCCGCAGCAACUUUAGCCUGGGGGAGCUCGUCAGUGCCCCCCAACUGGAGUCCUUGGCCGAGCACAACACGCCCUUCUUACACGUCUCGGGAGUCACCUUCCGCGCACCUUGGUCUUGGGCCAUCGAUCCCACCGAGACGCAGAGCAUAAACUUCUUCUCCGGGGGAAAACGCGCCCGGCUAGUGGAUGCCAUGUUUGGACAGCACCGCUACAGGUACGCCGAAGUACCCGCUCUGGACGCCCAGCUCAUAGAGGUGCCCUUCGCCACUGCGGACCUGAGAAUGCUCAUUGUGUUCCCAAAUCGGGCGGAUGGCUUGGCGCAGCUGGAGAGGAAGCUUGCACAGUCCGAUCUGCACCAGCUAAGGUCCCAGCUGGAGGAGCGCAAGGUGGCCCUUACCCUGCCGAAGCUCAGAGUGCUCGUCCAGUCCGACCUGAAGCGGGUGCUCGAGGAGCUGGGACUGGGGAAACUAUUCACAUCGGAGGUCCAGCUGAGCGAGGUGUUCAGCUCCAUCCUGGCCAGUUCGGCUCCACCCCUGGGAGCAGUGGUGCAGAGUGGCCUCCUGGAGCUGCAGGAGGAAGGCGGCAACGCCGAAGACUCGUUCUCCUUCGGGGAUCUGUUCCGACGAGCCCUGCCCCUGGUCAUCAAUCACCCAUUCUUCUACGCCAUCGGCAAUGACAAAGCCCUGCUGCUGUCCGGCCACAUCGUCGACAUCUGAGUCGCUCUCUCUAGGCAUAUAUAAUUCUCUAUUUCAAUGCUAGCCCAAGCCAGGUUAUCGCCUUAUCAGCCGCACUAAUAAACAGAAUCACCCGUGGCCAGCCAAAGGUGACAAAUGAUUUGUAAACAGA